AUGGAAGAUGGUUUAGAUAGAGGCGGCAGUAAAGAUCUGCGUCGGUUACACCCUGCGCUGGCAUUUUUGCGCCCGUAUCGCGCGCAGGUCGUAUACGCAAGUAUCGCUCUGGUCGUCACGGCGGGUGCAACCUUGUCUUUAGGGCAGGGUAUCCGUCUGGUCAUAGACAGUGGCUUUGCCAGCGGUGAUGCAGAUGUACUCGUCAACUCUUUAAGUCUGUUUGCGGCGUUUGUUCUGAUAUUGACCAUCGGUACGUUUGUCCGCUUCUACUUUGUUUCCUGGGUGGGAGAGCGGAUAAGUGCAGAUAUCCGCACUGCCGUAUACAGUCAUCUUGUGCACUUGCAUCCCGGCUUCUUCGAAUCCAAUGCGCCCAGUGAAAUCCAAUCUCGUAUCACCACAGACACGACGUUACUGCAGACCGUGAUCGGUUCUUCAGUCUCGAUUGCUUUGCGUAACAUCCUGAUGUUUAUCGGCGGUGUGAUUCUUUUAUUUAUUACCAACGCGAAGCUGUCUUUGAUUGUGCUCGCCAGUGUCCCGUUUGUGGUGAUCCCUGUGAUUCUGUUCGGCCGCCGGGUACGUAAACUUUCCCGUACCUCUCAGGAUCGCCUGGCUGAUGUCGGCAGUUAUGCCGGCGAGUCCUUGCGUCAUAUUAAAAUUGUGCAGUCAUUUAACCAUCAGCAGGCGGAUGAGGUGGCCUUUGCCAACCGUGUGGAUCAGGCUUUCCAUGUUUCGGUGCAACGUAUUCGUCAGCGUUCAUUUCUGGUGGCCAUUGUCAUGCUGCUGGUUUUCGGCGCGGUCGCGACCAUGUUGUGGGUUGGUGGGCAGGAUGUGUUAGCAGGCCAGACGUCGGCAGGAGAGCUUGCAGCUUUUAUUUUUUACGCGUUCAUAGUAGCGGGCUCUGUGGGUGCUAUCAGCGAGGUGCUUUCGGAUCUGCAACGCGCAGCAGGGGCAACGGAAAGGUUGGUUGAACUGUUGGAAUCUCCCAGCGAAAUUACGGAAAUUUCUGCGCCGAAACCCCUGCGCAGCGACAACGUUGGCCUCAGUUUUGUUGAUGUCAGUUUCAGCUACCCAACCCGUCCUGAUGAGCAGGUACUGCACAACGUCAGUUUUAAAACAGAGCCCGGAGAGAUGCUUGCUCUGGUGGGGCCCUCGGGUGCAGGUAAGAGCACAAUAUUUGACCUUAUUGAACGUUUUUAUGAUCCAACGGCAGGUCAUGUUGAGGUCAACGGCACAGACAUUACACAGCUUAAACUGCAGGACUUGCGUCAGACGGUUGGUUUUGUACCGCAGGAUCCAGUGCUGUUUGCCGGUACCCUGAGAGACAAUCUGGUUUAUGCCAAUCCGCAUGCCACCGACGCCGAGAUCGCCCAGGCUUUACAGCUUGCUUACGCGGAACAGUUUGUUGCGGAUUUAGCCUCCGGGUUGGAUACCAAGGUGGGUGAGGGCGGUGUCGGUCUGUCUGGUGGGCAACGUCAGCGCCUGGCAAUAGCGCGUGCGUUGUUGUCGAAACCAGCGGUGCUGUUGCUGGAUGAAGCGACCAGCGCGUUGGAUGCAGAAAGCGAAAACCACAUCCGCUUGAGUAUCGAUGGGUUAAAAGGUCGGAUGACUAUUCUGGUGAUUGCUCAUCGGCUGUCCACGGUCAGGCAGGCAGAUCGAAUACUGGUGCUUGAGAGCGGCAGGGUUGUGGGCAGUGGUUCACACGAUCAAUUGCUGAACUCAUCUGCUUUGUAUGCGCGUUUUGCACAAAUGCAGUUUGCUGCUUAA
Messenger RNA from Symbiodinium necroappetens, 1764 nucleotides. The record is from the annotation of a GenBank genome assembly. Lineage: Eukaryota; Dinophyceae; Suessiales; Symbiodiniaceae.